Messenger RNA from Saitoella complicata NRRL Y-17804, 996 nucleotides. RefSeq names its product putative casein kinase II, alpha chain. Gene Ontology annotation, cellular component: protein kinase CK2 complex; nucleus; cytosol. The transcript is spliced from 4 exons. Bases 1 to 996 code for a protein of 331 amino acids. Gene Ontology annotation, molecular function: ATP binding; protein serine/threonine kinase activity. Gene Ontology annotation, biological process: regulation of transcription by RNA polymerase III; regulation of transcription by RNA polymerase I; DNA damage response. The record is from RefSeq and is a predicted model, not a curated record. NCBI's taxonomy places the organism in Eukaryota, Fungi, Ascomycota, Saitoellomycetes, Saitoellales, Saitoellaceae.
AUGUCCGUCGCUCGGUCCUACGCCGACGCAAACGAACGUCAAUCCCAAUCAUACUGGGACUACGACAACCUCCAAGUCCAAUGGGGCCAGAUCACGAACUACGAAAUCACCCGCAAGAUUGGACGCGGAAAAUACUCUGAAGUAUUCGAGGGUAUUAACGUCCUCGCCAGGGAACGCUGCGUGAUCAAGGUGUUGAAGCCGGUGAAGAAGAAGAAGAUUAAGCGCGAGAUCAAGAUCUUGCAGAAUUUGAGUGGGGGGCCGAAUGUUGUUGCGUUGUUGGAUGUUGUGAGGGAUCCGCAGAGCAAGACUCCAUCACUGAUAUUCGAGCAUAUCAACAACCAAGACUUUAGGGUCCUCUACCCCAAGUUGACGGAUUUCGAUGUACGGUACUAUAUCUUGGAGUUGUUGAAGGCCUUGGACUUUUGUCACUCGAAGGGGAUUAUGCACAGAGAUGUGAAGCCGCACAACGUCAUGAUCGACCACGAAAAGAGACAGCUUCGCCUCAUCGAUUGGGGAUUGGCAGAAUUCUACCACCCAGGAACCGAAUACAACGUCCGCGUCGCCUCCCGCUACUUCAAAGGCCCCGAACUCCUCGUCGAUUUCCAACUCUACGACUACUCCCUCGACAUGUGGUCCCUCGGCGCCAUGUUCGCCUCCAUGAUCUUCCGACGCGAACCCUUCUUCCACGGCCACGACAACUACGACCAACUCGUCAAAAUCACGAAGGUCCUAGGAACUGACGACUUUUACGAUUAUUUGGAAAAGUAUGAUAUCACGCUCGACCCGCAAUACGAUGAUUUGAUCGGGAAGUGCUCGAAGAAGCCGUGGACGAAGUUUGUGAAUCAGGAGAAUUCGAGGUAUAUCUCGAACGAGGCGUUGGAUUUUUUGGAUAAGUUGUUGCGUUAUGAUCAUCAGGAACGGUUAACACCAAAGGAGGCUAUGGUCCACCCUUACUUUGCGCCUGUUCAUGCUCAGGCUGCCGCGAAUACCCAGUAG